This is a messenger RNA of Dicrocoelium dendriticum, 795 nucleotides long. Lineage: Eukaryota; Metazoa; Platyhelminthes; Trematoda; Plagiorchiida; Dicrocoeliidae. The record is from the annotation of a GenBank genome assembly.
AUGUUUUUCGCUGCUCCGCAUGCACUUUCUAAUUCAGUCAUCCAGCAAUUCCCCAGCGGUACCGAAUUUCUGGGUGAAUAUCCCGAUUUCAUCGGCGCUCUCUUGAUCAUCGUCCUUGGACUCAUUUUGUGUCGUGGACCCAAACUAUCCGCCAUGGUCAACACUAUCGUGACUCUGCUGAACCUGGUGGUCAUUAUUCUGGCGACCUGCGUCAUGUUCUCCAUGGCACGUCAGACCACAUCAGAUUUUGCACCCGCAGCACAUGGUGGCUUCUUCCCGUAUGGAUUCGCUGGAAUGAUCGGCGGGGCUGGGACCUGCUUCUACGCCUUCAUCGGCUUCGACGCAAUCACCGUGAGCAGUGAAGAAGCAGUCAACCCGAAAAAAUCCAUGCCCGUGGCCAUAGGGGUUUCGGUCGCGAUGGUCGCUGUACUCUUCAUGCUCGCCAGCCUCAGUCUGACGCUGUUCGUGCCAUGGUGGACCGUCGACCGACAAGCAGCCUUUACCGCCGCCUUCCACAUGCGUGGUAUUGAGUGGGCCACAUACGUGACGGGCGUAGGAUCCUUGUUGGGUUUGAGCGCCAGUCUCUUCACAAGUAUGUAUGCCAUGCCACGUAUUGGGUACGCAAUGGCCGCGGAUGGACUACUCCCGAAAUGGCUUGGUUACGUGUUACCGUCUACACAGGUGGGCUUACAGUGCUUUUUAGUUGAGUUGAACUGUGGCCGUCAUCAUGCCUAUCUGCUGGACAAGCUAUUGUCGAAUGUGGGUUGGAAAACGGUGGUUAACCAUUAUUCUUAG